AUGACCACAACGUACAAUUUAUCUUUACUGAACUUACCAGUAGAAAUUCUUCACCAUAUACUCGAUUAUGUCGAUACAUCGACAAUAUUCCUGUCACUGUAUGAUGUAUGUACAUAUUUUCAAGCCGUAGUCAAGGCUUACAGCCAAUAUCGAAUAGAUUUUUGUUCGAUUUCUAAAUUAUACUUUCAUCGUAUUUGUCGGAUUAUUCAACCGGAAACUAUUCUUUCUUUAACGCUGUCUGAUGACAACAGAACACCUGGUCAAAUCAAACUAUUUCUAUCGUUAUUUAAUAUUAAUCAAUUUACUCGAUUAUUUUCUUUGCAUUUCAUUGAUAUUGACGACAAAGAUCUAUACACAGUUCUACGCUCGAGUCUAACAUCAACGCUAACAUCAUUACGUAUCAUUUGGCGGGAAUGUCAUUGUCCUUCUGUGGAAACCUUAGAUCUUCUUUCAAUCACCUUGGCCCAAUUGAAUCUUCAUAGGCUUGAAUUAAAAACUGCAUCCUACGCUAUUACGAAAAUGGUAUGGCCACGCCAAUAUACCCUAAAACAUCUCACAUUAAUGUACAUAACACACAGACAAUAUUGUACUAUACUUGGACAAACUCCUGAAUUGCAACGAUUGACAUUUAAUCAUUGUUCAAUGCACGAAGUUGAAGCGACUAUUGUACCGACGUUUUACGAGCUAUUAACAUCAUUGACGUUGACUGACAGUCGAAUGUCGAUCAACGGAUUGGUAUCGAUUCUAAUUCUCACACCUUGUUUGACUUAUUUGAAAAUCCUCGGAUUGCCCGAUGCGUUUGAGGCUGUUGCAGAUGGAUCGUUUUGGGAAAAGUUCAUUCGAUCGAAUUUAACUCAUUUAGUACAAUUUCAAUUCUACUUUACGAAUAUGUACUAUAUUUCUUACACAUCGCGAGAUGUUCAAUCAUUAGUCUCUCGAUUUCGAACAUCAUUUUGGCUACAAGAAAAACAAUGGUUCAUUACCUGCGAUUAUAUAGAUUAUCUCAAUCAAGUUAUGCUUUAUACAAUUCCAUUGUGUAAUCCCGACUUCACAUAUGAAUCUGAAAUGCAAAAAAUUUCUUAUUCAACGAAUUCGAAUUUAAUUCACGACGGCAGUAUCAUGACAAAUGAUGUGCGAAAUUUGAACAUGACCUUGACAAAAUUGAUAACUAGUACAGCUACAGAAAAUGACGAUCUGUCAAGUGAUUACGUUUUUCGUAAUGUUACGAAAUUAACUAUCGAUGUAGAUCAAGAUUGGUCAAUAAAUUAUGUUCAGCAUUUAUCGAAUAUCGUCGAUCUCUCGCGUAUGGAAAAUUUCACUUUUAAUCCUGAUCUUAAUCCAGCUUUGAUCGACGGUACCAUCGAUAGUAUCAGUACAUUGAUGGCAUUGUCAGCUAAUCUUAGUACAUUAGCCAUUCAUCCUUAUUCAUCUUCUUCGGAUGGUUCGAUGCUCAUCAAAGAGCUCUACAAUAUUAUUCCACAUCACAUAAAAUAUCUCGAAAUAACGAUAAGAGAUAUUGAUAGUAUGAAAAUGAUUCUUGAUCAUCAUGAACAUUUAUGGAGUUUAACCUUACUUGCUUCAUCUGACCAAGCAUUACCUUGGACAGAAUUCAUUGAAGAACUGAAGAAUAGAAAGAGAGAUUUCACCUAUUGGCAAUCUUAUUAUUCUUUGCAUAUUUGGCUGAAUCAUGCUGAACGUCUAUUCCAAUAA
This is a messenger RNA of Adineta ricciae, 1710 nucleotides long. NCBI's taxonomy places the organism in Eukaryota, Metazoa, Rotifera, Eurotatoria, Adinetida, Adinetidae. The record is from the annotation of a GenBank genome assembly.